AAUAAUCUGUCUGAGGGAUCUCAAAUGGAAUUGUACUGGGAUGCUUUACAGAAAUCAUGGAUUUGGGAAGAACUGCACAGAGCACGAAACUAUAGACCAGCAUUCGAAUAUGGUCUCUUUCCUGGUUUGGCCUUCUCUGCAUUGGAACGCUAUCUCCUUAGGGGAAAGUUGCCUCUCACACUAAAACAUGGAAAGCCUGAUCAUAAAUCCACGGAUAUUGCUAGCACCCAUGCUCCAAUCAAGUAUCCAAAACCAGAUGGACAGGUGUCCUUUGAUGUUCCAACUUCAUUGUACAGGAGCAACACAAAUCAUGAACAUGAUCAGCCAGUUCAUCUCAAAUUGAGGGAUCCCAGAAUUCCUGAACUUGUUAAUCUUCCAAAAUUUGCUGGACCAGAGGCGCGCUACUGUCCUGCUCGUGUUUAUGAGUAUGUUUCUGAUGAGAAGCUUGGAUUAAAGCUACAGAUCAACGCUCAAAAUUGCCUUCAUUGUAAGGCUUGUGACAUUAAAGAUCCAACGCAAAACAUCGAGUGGACUGUGCCAGAAGGCGGCGGAGGUCCUGGGUAUACAAUCAUGUAAAAUGUCCAUUUGAAUUGUACUUCAAGAUAUUUGCUUCUAUUGGACAUGAUUGAUUCCAUGAAGAGGUUUCUCAUAGUUGCUGCUCUUCUAUAGCUGAGGAUGCAACCAAUCAUGACCGUUGGAUGUAAAUGUCAUGUAGAUAUACUGUUCAUUCGCUUGACAGAGAGCAGUAGGCAUUAAACUUCUGUAUGCCCUUCUGAAGUUAUGAGCAUGCAUAUUUCAUAUUAA
Molecule: messenger RNA, 804 nt
Organism: Asparagus officinalis (garden asparagus)
Lineage: Eukaryota; Viridiplantae; Streptophyta; Magnoliopsida; Asparagales; Asparagaceae
Product: electron transfer flavoprotein-ubiquinone oxidoreductase, mitochondrial-like
Exons: 7
Biological process (GO): electron transport chain
Cellular component (GO): mitochondrial inner membrane
Molecular function (GO): iron-sulfur cluster binding; electron-transferring-flavoprotein dehydrogenase activity
Source: RefSeq, a predicted model, not a curated record